AUGAAAGGUAAUAAUUUUCGAACUCUGUUAAGAGAAUACUGUUUAGAGGGAAGCAUAUUAGGCUUGAAGUAUUUUUAUCUAUACCCGGACCGAGUGUCAAGAUGCUUUUGGGCGGUGACAAUGUUCCUGAAUGUUGGUGUGGCUUGUAUGCUCGGCUUACUGUUGUACUUGCGCUUCUACGAGAUGCCUACUAGGAUCACGAUAGAAAAUCAGUUCGAGCCCAUCCAAAAUCUGCCGUACCCAGCUAUCACGAUAUGCUCCCCCAACCAUAUCACUAACAGUGCAUUGGAUCGAUUCAAAAAAAGCCUCGUGAGCGGAAAUGUGACCACUGACAUAAAGCGAUUAGUUCCACAUAUUCUCGGGUCCGUUACAAUUUUAAAUAAAUUGAAAUUAAGCGAACUGAAACAGUUACAAAACAUUAUAGAAAGUAAUCGUUAUAAGGCACUUGACGUUUUAUCUCUGUUGCCGCAGCGCUGCGACCAGUUUUUGAAACGAUGCUUUUUUGAACAGAAAGUCUAUCCAUGUAAGGAGCUAUUCUACCCAAUUAUUACCAAAAGUGGCAUGUGUUGCGUAUUCAACAGUAUUUACAAAUUAAAGAAAGGCAACAAUGGGGUAUACAGAAAUGAGAGGCAAACCAACUUCUCUAAGCACAAAGUUACAAAGGUCGGGCUUUCGCACGGAUUGAACGUUGUCAUGGACUAUGAUCCUUGUAACGCUAUGGAUAGCUCCAUAGUCUAUGCGGGAGCUACUAAAGUAAUGCUCACAGACUGGAGGGAAUUUCCAGCAAAUGAAGAGGCAAGUUUCAUUAAAUCAGGCACCGAGGCCUUCCACGUCCUGUCUAACACUUUCACCUACUGCUCGGACGAGGUGCAGCAAUUGCCUCUCUCUAGCCGCAAGUGCUACUUCAAGGAUGAGUUGACACUUCCAUAUUUUAAAGACUAUCACAAUUCCGACUGUGAGCUUUCCUGCUUGAUAAAGGAGGUAGAGAAUCAGUGCCAAUGCACUCCGUUAUACGUGCCUUAUGUGAGCACGCAUGCCGCCUGCAACUUCACCAGUCUCGACUGCAUAAUGGCCGUCCAAUUAGCUAAUAUGAACCGGUUGAAUGAAAAUGGUCGGUGCAAUUGCUUAAGGGACUGCAUAUCGCAUAGCUACACCAGCAAAGUGAUCAUUGGGAAUCUUAAGUCUGUAGAACAUUUAAUGGACAACCGUUAUUCUGGCAUCGUGUUUAACGGGAGCACUACCAUUAUGCACUUCUACUUCCCUGCGCCUUUUUAUGUCAAACAGAAGCAAGAGACGGUGAUAUCGUUAAUAAGCUUAAUGUCUAAUUUGGGUGGCGUGUUCGGCUUAUGUCUCGGGUGCAGUUUCAUCAGCCUCAUAGAAAUAUGGUUUUACAUUUACGUUGCUUUAAAGAAAUACGUGAAAGGGCAUUUGAAGAAGAGGCGCCAUCAAAGAGAG
Iphiclides podalirius (scarce swallowtail) is the source of this 1455-nucleotide messenger RNA. NCBI's taxonomy places the organism in Eukaryota, Metazoa, Arthropoda, Insecta, Lepidoptera, Papilionidae. The record is from the annotation of a GenBank genome assembly.